UCUGUUCCGGCAGUCCCGGGCCCUUGGCUCCUGGCGCUGGAGGAGCCCGGCGGCGCAGCUGACUGGGUCACUGCCUCAGGCGGGUCUGCUCCAGGGCGUGGAAGUUGGGGCUGGUUUGGAGCGAGGGGGGCGCAGGAGGCAGGUGUGGGCACAGACAGACGGGGAAGGGGGGGAGAAGAGAGGGCCGGCAACAGCUAGUGGUAGGAGGGGGCGAAAACCCCUCUGAGUGCCCGGGGUAGAGAGGAAAUCUGCUCCCCUUGCUUCGGAGAGCUCCGGGCUGGGGAGGGAGACAAGCCCGAAGGGCGGUAUCCGAGGAGCCCAGCGGGUGUCUCUCACACACACAGGGAAAACAAAACCCGUUAGAAACAAGAAGACAGCGGGGUGAGGCGAGUAACCUGCUGCAGCUCAGCUCAUCCACCGCGAAGACAAAUUGUAGCGGCCGCCGCUCGUGAAUGCACCGGGCUGGCGGGCCGCCUUCGCCACCCAAACAAACCCUCAGCAGCGCCGCGUGCGGCUCCCUCGCCGACUCCUGCCUUUCUGGUGCCCGGCAACCUCGCCUCCUCCGCGGCUCCCCAAGCCACCCGGCGUCACAGUGCCAUCCCAGGCACGAGAAAGUUGGGAGUGGAGUGAGCGUGGGGGCUGAAGAAGAGACUCCCCCUCCCCAGGACUGCGCGGGGAAGGUGGGAUUAAAGGCGGAAAAGGAGGAGAGGGAGGGUGGAAAACUGUUGAAUUUCUGGGUUUGCGCUAGCGACGCGUCUUGGUCAUCCUUGCAGAGGUGAAGAAGAAGCGGGGAAAGUAACUCGGGGAAGUGACCGGGAUUAUUUUUUAAUCCGAGAAGAGUCUUUUGAAAAGGAAAAGCAACAAUUUGCACGCCCUGAAGAGCGAGCUAGUGGGAAGCCUUGCACAGACACAUGCUGCUGGGCGAGCGGGCAGGAUCGUCCUCUUCCUCAAGUCAACAGGGUACUUACUACAUUUAAAAAAAAAGCACAUAGUAAACAGAGACGCGUCAUGCAACAGAAAAAAAGGAAGAUGGGAAUGAAGGAAAAAGGAAACUAAAAUCAGGAGGAGGCGGAGAAAACACAGUGACAGCAAAUUACUUCCAACAGAGAGUGUAUGUCUGCCGUGACCCGGGAUUUUAGGGGGUGCGCCCUUACGAAUCACCCCUUUAUCCAACCCAAGUCUCUCUUCUCCACUGACACAGGCUCCUCUGCUUGGUUGUAGGAGAGACGAAGGAAUAAGAGGAUUCGUUCAGCAGCGCCUGCGAUUUGCGGCUGCUGCUUCUUUGGAGAUUUGUUUUGUUCCUGGGGGAUGUUGGUUUCCAGACCUUGACUUGUGCAUGUUGCUCUUUUAAUUUGAUCGCAGAUUUUGGUCUGCUGGUUGCUUGUUUUGCAAGAGAAGGAAAGGGGAGCCUGGCUUCGGUGUUAAAAGUUGCAGUUAUUAUUUUGCAGCUAACAUGUGCACCAACAUAGUCUAUGAGUGGCUGAAGACCCUGCAGCUUUCCCAGUACGCGGAGUCCUUCGUAGAUAAUGGCUAUGAUGACCUGGAGGUUUGCAAGCAAAUAGGGGACCCAGACCUGGAUGCCAUUGGGGUGUUGGUGCCCCACCACAGGCGCCGAAUUCUUGAAGCAGUGAUGAGGUUGAAAGAAGAGGAUGAGACCGCUGCUGGUCUCUAUUUCACCUUGGAGCCUCAGCAGCAGCAGCAGGGCUCGCCCUCUCCCUCCCCAGAGAUCUACACUAGCCACCUGGUGGAGCAGUAUGAGGCUAAGGCUUGGAGGGAGACUAGCCCUCGCCAUCGUCAGGGGACCCCCAGGAGCCAGAAACUUGGGCCCCGCAACAGGGAGCUGGUGAUUUACCCAAAACUGAAACUGAAAAUCAUGAUUAGGGAUAAACUCAUCCGGGAUGGGAUCAACCUGAGCAAGCCCCCUUACUCCAACAAGGUCCUGAUCCCACAAGCUGAUCUGCAUAGAUGAACAGAUGCAUGGAGUCCUAUUAACUUCAAAGGAACUACACACAGGUGCAUUGCACGUUUUGGAGGACGUAACAGUUUUUGUGUUGCCUGAUUGACCAAGAGAGCUUUUAUUCCAAGCUGCUGGUGGGAACCCAGCUACAUAUGCCACCGAAGCAUUCAAACGUUUGGUGACUGAACAGCACGUCUACAAGUGGAAUAUGCUGGUGAGCUAUUGAGGCGGCCCUGAAGAAUACAGCCUUCCCUGAAAUGUGACCACAUAUCAGGAGUUCCUGCUACUGGAAAAGUUUGCAACUAGGAUUGGGUCAGAAUUCCGGAGGGAAUCAACAGGAUGCGGCAUUAGCAUCUACACAGCUUUUAGUGCCUUCCCAUGGCUUCCGAGACAGCAUGUUAGGACUGCAUGCAAACAAACACACACAACUCCAGUGCUACCCUGCUUCUCCCCCAGGCAAAUUUCUGGACUGAAUUCAAACCCCCAGUUAUAUUUGGGACUAAUAAUUUUGUCACCCAGAGUAUGCAUGAACUAUCUGUAAGAGAGAUCGACUACAUUUGAAAAUGGAGUACAGUUGAACCUCUUCCCCUCUUUUUCCCCCCUCCCCACAGUUCAGUCUUUUCAGGUGACUUGUGACAUGGUUGGGUUGGCACUGAAUGGUGUCUGUACCUGAAAAGUAAUAGAAGGUUCUUAUUUUAACAAACUGGAAUGAAAUAGCAAACAUUUAUGCCUUCCCAGUAAAAAUUCUGUUUUCCAUGUUUGUUUUACUAUUUGCAUUUCUCAGUCUCCAUUCAGAAUUCCAUGUGGUUGACAUACCAAGAUGCUGGUACACCUCUACCCUGAUAUAACGCGACCCGAUAUAACACGAAUUUGGAUAGAACGCGGUAAAGCAGCGCUCUGGGGUGGGCGGGGCUGCGCACUCCGGCGGAUCAAAGCAAGUUCGAUUUAACACAGUUUCACCUAUAACAUGGUAAGAAAUUUUGGCUCCCGAGGACAGCGUUAUAUCAGGGUAGAGGUGUAUUAGCAGCUACAUAUUGCUACCUGGGGCUUAUAAUAUUUUUUGCAUUGGUUCAUAGAGUGGAAAUCCUUCCUGUUCCUGUAUUAAUAAACUAAAAAAUGGAAACUUAA
Messenger RNA from Malaclemys terrapin pileata, 3085 nucleotides. RefSeq names its product sterile alpha motif domain containing 5 (gene SAMD5). Gene Ontology annotation, molecular function: protein binding. The transcript has 3 exons. NCBI's taxonomy places the organism in Eukaryota, Metazoa, Chordata, Testudines, Emydidae. The coding region runs from base 1454 to 1969 and encodes 171 amino acids. The record is from RefSeq and is a predicted model, not a curated record.